Molecule: messenger RNA, 3300 nt
Organism: Exophiala spinifera
Lineage: Eukaryota; Fungi; Ascomycota; Eurotiomycetes; Chaetothyriales; Herpotrichiellaceae
Exons: 2
Coding region: 1-3300 (1099 amino acids)
Biological process (GO): rescue of stalled cytosolic ribosome; ribosome-associated ubiquitin-dependent protein catabolic process
Cellular component (GO): RQC complex
Molecular function (GO): tRNA binding; ribosomal large subunit binding
Source: RefSeq, a predicted model, not a curated record
AUGAAGCAGCGAUUCUCGUCUCUCGACGUUAAGGUCAUAGCAAGCGAACUCGCCGCAUCCUUAGUAACCCUUCGAGUCUCGAACAUCUACGAUCUUUCCAGUCGAAUCUUCCUCUUCAAAUUCGCGAAACCCAGCAAGCGAGAACAGCUGCUGGUAGACUGUGGGUUUCGGUGCCAUUUAACGUCCUUCUCGCGGACUGCGGCGACCGCUCCCUCGGCAUUUGUCAGCAGGCUACGGAAGUAUCUCAAGAGCAAACGAGUGACGGGCGUUGCGCAAAUAGGGACCGAUCGAGUGAUUGAGAUCAGUUUUAGUGACGGACAGUAUCGACUGUUCCUGGAAUUUUUCGCCGCUGGCAACAUCAUCGUCACGGACGCGGACCUGAAUGUCCUGGCCUUACAGAGGCAGGUAAGCGAGGGCAACGAGGAUGUUGAUGUCAAGCUAGGGGGAAAGUACACUUUGGAGCCAAAGCAGAAUUACCAUGGAAUACCGCCAAUCACGCCUGUCAGAGUCAAGGAAUCUCUAACAAAAGCCGUGGAGAGAGUGAAGGCAGCCAAUGAAGCAGGGGGCAAGAAAGCAAAGAGAGCAAAGGGAGGAGAUGACUUGAGAAAAGCAUUGACGGCUGGAUUCCCAGAGUUCCCACCUCAUCUGCUGGAGCAUGUGUUCAAAGAAAUCGGGGUAGAUGCUGGCUUAAAAGUGGAAGAUGUCCUGCGAAGGCCUGAGGUCUUGGAGCAGAUUCUCAAAGUCCUAGAACGCGCCAAGGAAAUCUUCGAUGGUUUCGAUGCCGGACAAUCAAAAGGCUAUAUUGUCGCAAAAACAAAAACCUCCGGUGUUGGGAAUUUGGAAGACCAAGCUCCAGGUCGAGAAAACCUCCUAUAUGACGACUUUCACCCCUUCCGACCGCUUCAAUUCGAGGAGAACCCAGGAAUAGUCAUCCUUGAGUUUGAUGGGUUCAACCACACGGUGGACGAAUUCUUCUCUUCGAUAGAAUCUCAAAAGUUGGAGUCUCGACUAACAGAACAUGAAGAGACGGCGAAAAAGAAGUUGCAGCAUGCAAAGAACGAACAUGAGAAACGCAUAGGGGCACUUCAACAGCAACAGGAAUUGCACGUUCGCAAAGCCCAGACCAUCGAAGCCAACACUCAUCGGGUCGAAGAAGCCUGUGCGGCGGUCAACGGCCUGAUCGGACAGGGAAUGGAUUGGGUCGAUAUCGGGAAACUCAUCGAGACCGAACAGAAGCGGGGUAAUGUCGUCGCCCAAAUGAUCAAGCUGCCGCUGAAGCUCGAGGAGAACACGAUAACACUGCUUCUCAAUGAGCCCGGGUUCGAUGAAGAAGAGGAGAGUGAUGAAGAGGACCGUACUGACGACGAGGAAGACUCCGACGAAGAAACAACCCGGACCACGGGCAAGGCGGCUUCUGACAAACGACUCUCAAUAGACGUUGAUCUUGCCCUCUCCCCUUGGGCCAACGCAAGACAAUACUACGACCAAAAGAAGACGGCCGCCGUAAAAGAGAAGAAGACCAUCGAGUCGUCUGCCAAGGCUCUCCAAUCUGCGGAGCAGAAGAUUGAGCGGGACCUGAAAAGGGGUCUCAAACAGGAAAAAGCUACCCUCAGAGUGGCUCGGAAGCAGUUCUGGUUCGAGAAAUUCUGGUUCUUCGUUUCCAGUGACGGAUACCUCGUAAUUGGCGGCAAGGAUGCUCAGCAGAACGAACUGUUGUACCGACGAUACCUGAAGAAGGGCGACGUCUAUGUACAUGCUGAUCUACAAGGUGCAUCCAGUGUGAUCGUCAAAAACAACCCCAAGACACCUGACGCGCCGAUUCCUCCUUCCACGCUUUCCCAGGCAGGCGCUCUGACCGUCUGUACAAGUAGUGCCUGGGAUUCCAAAGCCGUCAUGGGCGCAUGGUGGGUGAACUCUGACCAAGUGAGCAAGACCGCACCCACCGGAGAGUACCUGACGACCGGUGGCUUCGUCAUCAGAGGUCGGAAGAACCUUCUACCUCCAAGCCAACUUCUGCUGGGGUUCGGGUUGAUGUGGCUGAUCAGUGAGGAGAGUAGAGGCAACCAUGGAAAACACCGAUUGGAGAGAACCGAGAGCAUGCUAUCAGGAGAGGCUGAGGCAUUGGCCGCGGAUACACAGGGGUUGUCCCUGGACGACCAUGGUGAUGGUGACGAUGAUGAGUUCGACGACAAGACCGAGGACGUCGUCCCCGAUCUCGAAGAUGCUGCUGGGGAAGGUGAGGAUGAGGAGAAACAAGAUUCUCAGGCAGUCGACGACAUGGAUGAUGAAGCUGUUGCCGAAGAAGACAAGUCCGAGGCAGGCUCCGAGCCAGAUGAACAACGAAGCAAUCCGCUGCAGAUGAACGGCAUCACCGACCGUUCCGCAGUCUCCGCGGACGAGGCAGAGGAAGACCCCGAAGUUCAAGUUGAAGUCGAUGACGAGGACAAGGCAGCGGAUGAGAAGGACGAACAAGAAGACACUCCAGAUGCCCAUUCUCCUCAGCCACCUGCGGCUGUGCCUUCGCAGGCUCAGCCUCUGUCGAAGCAAAAGCCCCUCUCUCGCGGCAAGCGGAGCAAAGCAAAGAGAGCGCAGAAAAAGUACGCCGAACAGGAUGAGGAAGACCGUGAGCUUGCCAUGCAGCUCCUUGGUAGCAACCGCGGCCAAGAUCGGAAGAAAGCGGCCGAAGAAGAGAAAGCUGCCCGCGAGGCUAAAGCUGAGGCAGACCGGGAACGGCGGAAAGCGCAACAUGCCAAAGCCGCCGAACGGGAACGGCUGCGGCAUGAAAGGCUCGAAAAGGCUGCUGCUGAAGGGACUGCAGACUUGAAUGAGGAGGAAGAGCUCAGCAAAGAGCAACUCGAACAGGAGCGGCGCGAGCUACUGGACAUCGACCGACUUGUGCCGUACCCUCAGCCAGGUGAUGAACUGAUUGCGGCCAUUCCGGUCGUGGCUCCUUGGACCGCCAUGCCUAGGUACAAAUAUAAGAUCAAGUUACAACCCGGGAGCGUGAAGAAGGGGAAAGCUGUCCGAGAGAUACUUGGCUUCUGGUCGACGUUGGAUAAAAAGGGGCCCAAAGUGGUGGACGAUGCGAGCAAGGACAAAGAACGUGUCUGGCGACGAGAACUGGAUCUGAUGAAGGAUCUGAGGGUCGAAGAGGUUGUUGGAUAUGUUCCUGUCAAAGGGUGCAGAAUCGUCCAGGGUGGUGGGAUCGGCGGCGGACUAGGGGGAGGCAAUGCUGGGAGCAAGGGAAAAGGCGUUGCUGGUGGGAGAGGCAAAGGUGGUGGAGGGAAGAAGGGCAGAUGA